Corticium candelabrum is the source of this 1484-nucleotide messenger RNA. RefSeq lists its product as uncharacterized. Bases 83 to 1084 code for a protein of 333 amino acids. Lineage: Eukaryota; Metazoa; Porifera; Homoscleromorpha; Homosclerophorida; Plakinidae. The transcript is spliced from 2 exons. The record is from RefSeq and is a predicted model, not a curated record.
ACUGUGCCAAAUUGGCAUGCCCAUUUGUUAACCUUAUAAACAGGUUCUUCAUAGUCUCAUAUCAUUUUUGGAAAAUCUCAAAAUGAAUAACUCAGAGUAUGUUACUAAGCCUCGACCCAAGAAGGCUUGCAGUGGGGACGACAACAGCUGCAACAGUCAGGAGAUGAGAGAAGACCUUGAGGGCUGCCAUGAGAAGAGACCUACCAGAAAGAAGUUUUGCAAUACAGGCAGCAGUGGCUGUCACAGCCAGGCAGUGAUGCAAAAAGUUGAAGGUAGCGAAGUGGGUGAAAGUGACAGUAAGAGAUCUGGCAGAAAGAGGAUGCACAAUGUAAGCAACAGUAGUUGCAGCACACAGGGAAUUGUGGAAGAUGUUGAAAGCAAUCAACUGGGUGAAAGGGACAGCAGUAGAUCUAGCAAGAAACGUGUACAUUGGGAUCCAGAAAUUGUUGAAUCUCUUGAAGAACUGUUGGUUCGACUUGUGACUGAACUAAGGACUAUGGUUAGAGGGCAACAAGAAGUGCGCAAGAAACUAGAUGAUCUCCAGUGCAGCUUGGUGAAAGAGCUGCGAAUGUUGUGUUUCACAUUGAAGGACACUUUAGAAAAGAAAUUAGAUCCACUUUGCCGUUCAUCCCCAAGGUCUACCUUCAUGGGCUCUGCUAGUGGUACCUUCAUGGACUUUGCCACUAGCCGCCGUCAUUUUAAUCAAUCUAGCCAGCCACCUAGUCAAAUUCUACGUUAUGCACCUCAUAUUAAUACUGCUGAUAGUGAUGAUAGUGAUGACAGUGUUACACCUGUACCAACUCUAUCAUUUCAAUUGCCACCACCUUAUAAAUCUCCUGCUUCAUCGGUUAGUGCACCUUCUGUCGGUGCAUCUACCAGUUCAUCAGUUUGUGGUGAGCAGGGUGUAUCUUCAAAAGCAAAGCAAUCAACUCGCUUAGCUCUCCAACUUGCUUCAGCAAUUAUUGGAGAUGAUGAUUUGGUGUCAGCUGUGACUCGUGCUGGAGGAAUACGAAAUUUGCCAUUAGAGAAGUUGAAUGAGAUCAAGGGAAAAAGCGCAAAACCUGAGGAAGAGUCAACAACUUGAAAUUCUAACUUUGUUUUGUGCUAGUAGUAUUGAGUUAUUGAUAUGGUCUACAUGAGUGUUGAUUUCACAGCAAACUAUUGCCAAUGAUUGAAUAAUGAAUUAGCUGCUAGAUGUUAAGAAAUGAUUUUGUGUCUUGCCUGACAUCAGGAACGUAGUAACUUGUAGAUGUAUGAAUGGAAUCAAUAAUUGUUGCAUUCUUUAAUGUGACAAAUUGCAGUAGUCUUGACUCUGCGUUAGCUGAUAGAAAUGUUCUAUAUUGUCCGUCAACCGUAGCUUGUAGUACUUUUAUUGAACUGGUGUAGCUUCAGGUUGUUCUUGCAAGUACUUGUUUUUUGUCUAGUGCAUUUGGUAAUUUCAAUGUUAGACAGUAAUGGAUGUUGUACAACAUCAUUGUGGAAGA